Molecule: messenger RNA, 1579 nt
Organism: Nipponia nippon (crested ibis)
Lineage: Eukaryota; Metazoa; Chordata; Aves; Pelecaniformes; Threskiornithidae
Source: RefSeq, a predicted model, not a curated record
AGCGCUGAGGACAAAUACAAGAUAUGGAUGAGGCACCGCUACAACGACUGCGUGGGUUGCUUGGCCGAGCUGAUGGGACACGACGCCUUCCAGGUCAAGGAAUUAUCACUCUGCACCCUCAUGAAGUUUGUUGAGUUGGAGGCGCAAUAUCCAUUGAUCAAAGUGGAGUGGAAGGGGAGUUUAACUUUUCCUCGUGAACUUCUUAAGGUAGUUGUUGAUGGCUUGCUUCCCUUAAAUGAGGACGCUUCACUCCUGAUCUCUCGCUUUCAAGAAUAUAUGGAGUAUGAUGACAUUCGGUACUUUGUCAUAAAGGCGGUCACUGAGAGUAUUGGACGAGUCAUGCAGAAGACAAAAGAGAGGCCGCUGCCAUUUUACCAGCAGAACGUAUUUUCCCUCAUUUCGCCCAUUAACAUGCCAAACAAAGAAUGCGACAUGGUCAAAUUUAUGGUGAAGCAAGAUAACUGGGAGGAAUUGAAAGUGUCGAAGCUGCAGGCACACAAGCAGGCGUUUGAAAAAAUGUGGCUCAGUUUUUUGAAGCACAAGCUCCCCACUGGCCUUUACAAAAAAGUUCUUGUCAUUCUGCAUGACUCCAUCCUGCCUUACAUGAAUGAGCCCACUCUCAUGAUAGACUUCUUGACAGUGGCCUAUGGCAUAGGUGGAGCAAUCAGUCUUCUAGCCUUAAAUGGAUUAUUUAUUCUGAUUCAUCAGCAUAAUCUGGAAUACCCUGACUUUUACAAAAAGCUGUACAGCCUUUUAGACCCUUCUAUAUAUCACGUGAAGUACCGAGCCCGCUUUUUCCACUUGGUUGAUCUGUUUUUGUCUUCGUCUCACUUGCCGGCGUACCUGGUGGCAGCGUUCAUAAAGCGCCUCUCCCGGCUGGCCCUCACCGCUCCUCCCGAGGCUCUGCUCAUGGUCAUUCCCUUCAUCUGUAAUCUCUUUCGGAGGCACCCGGCGUGCAAAGUGCUAGUACACAGACCUAAUGGGCCAGAAGAUAUGUCAGAAGAUCCAUAUAUUAUGGAGGAGGAGGACCCGUCUGAAAGCAGGGCUUUGGAGAGCUCUCUCUGGGAGAUUCAGGCUCUACAAAACCAUUAUCACCCAGAUGUGGCCAAGGCAGCUGCUAUCCUGAACCAGUCGCUGUCUGAAAUAGAGGAUGACAUAUCAGGGCUCCUGGAGCUCUCAGCUUAUGAGCUUUUUGAUAAAGAAGUAAAGAAAAAGGCUGUUGAUGUGCCCCUGGAGUUUGAGCAAGUACGAGGUUUGUUUGGGAAGAAAAAUGAUAUUUUUGCAGAGCACUUCACUUUAGAUUGACAUGAUCUCUUGUAAACACACCUGCACAGCUGACUGAUCUUAGGGACGCGCACAAGGCUCACGUGUUGUGCUCGGCAAUUCUGCCUUUGAAGUAUCUCCAUGUGAUGAGAGCUGGACUGCUUGAGAAGGGUGCAGCCUUCUUCAGUGACCUUUGCCGCUACCCAUGGAUGGACUUUCCUUUGUUGCUUCUUGUUUCUCACGCUUGCACGUUGCCGCCUGGUACUUGGGAGGGAUUUUCCAUCAGUGCAAAUUUUUCUGGACUUGUUCAUUGCUG